Ogataea polymorpha is the source of this 2313-nucleotide messenger RNA. RefSeq lists its product as uncharacterized. The record is from RefSeq and is a predicted model, not a curated record. Gene Ontology annotation, molecular function: DNA-binding transcription factor activity, RNA polymerase II-specific; zinc ion binding; RNA polymerase II cis-regulatory region sequence-specific DNA binding. Gene Ontology annotation, biological process: regulation of transcription by RNA polymerase II; DNA-templated transcription. NCBI's taxonomy places the organism in Eukaryota, Fungi, Ascomycota, Pichiomycetes, Pichiales, Pichiaceae. Gene Ontology annotation, cellular component: chromatin. The transcript is spliced from 2 exons. Bases 1 to 2313 code for a protein of 770 amino acids.
AUGCAGCAAGCCCCAAGGAAAAGACGCCCUCGGAAAUUGGGGCUUUACGUGUGCGAAUUCCCCGGCUGUGGCAAGCAGUUUUCUCGUUCUGACCAUGUGAAACGGCACGCGCGAAAUCACACUAGCGAGGGCCGCUUCCGUUGCGAGGUCCCAGGAUGCACGGCCGAGUUUACGCGGCUGGACAUUAAAACCAAGCACCAGAAACGGCAUUUUCGUCGGCUGGAUCGGGUGAGCGAGGUUCCAGAAAGCUCCUCUGGCACUGCAGACAGCACGAAGCCCGAGGGCUCGUCUCCCGCUGGGCAAAUGGAGUCAACAGAAAGUUCAGACCAUACCACAAAAGAUGUGAUAUCAGAGCCCACACCACAGAUCGGACCGUUUGCCACCAAUGUGGGGGACUCUGCGCUUGCGUCGCCGUCGUUCUCGCCGUCUCGUCUGAUACGAUGGAUGAUGCACGAUCUGACAGAGGUGUCACCUAGCCAUGCCGACCACCAGAUCUCCCAAGACACCGCCACAAUGCUCAACGAGGUGCUUGCCAUUACACCUGAGUUCCCCAACGCCAACUACCAGACCGAUGUCGACGAAAACAUCCUGCUGCACAUGUCGCAGCGGCUGCCCAUGCUCCAAGAACAUGCAGACUUCGAGGUCUACAAGGUGCGCUUAUUUCUGAAACUUUAUUGGCGGAUGUACCAUUCGCAGUACCCCAUUCUACACAGGCCGUCGUUCUCCACGUUCCAGGUCCAUCCUCUACUUUUGUUGGCCAUGGUGAUGAUUGGGGCGUCGUUUGCGAAAAAAUGCCCAAUGCCAGAGGAUGUGGAGCUCAGCGACCCUGACGGUUUUGCAGACCUGAUUGCAUACCCGCUGAGGUGGCUGAUUUUUUCGUGCGACGAGGCCAAGCCCGGUUGUAACUCGUGGGUGAUCCAGAGCCUCCUCAUGCUGGAGACGUACGAGAUCACAAAAACGUCGCGCCGGUUGCACGAGCGAGCAUGUAUAUACAACGGCACCAAGAUCCAGCUUCUACGCAGAAGCCCGAUCCUGGGCGGUGACCCACUUAAGGGAGUGAGCGCCGACCCGAGCCACUCAAACAGUCUGUGGACCACGUGGAUAGAGAGCGAGUCGAUGAAACGAGCUGCGUGGAUGUCUUUCUACAUCGACACCAUCCAUGCAGUGGUUUACGGCCACCCAGUCAGCAUUUACGACAGCCAAAUAAAACUCUCGUUGCCAUGUCCAGACGAUUUAUGGGAGUACGACAACUUCGACAGAAACAACGCUCCCGCCUCUGUGAUGCAGAUGCCAAUCUUCACUGAUGCUCUUACGCGGCUGCUUCGCAACGAGCCGGUCCGUACAGGCACUUUUGGCCGCAAAAUUCUACUUGCAGGCCUGCUCAACCUCAACAUCCAGAUGAGCCAGAAAGAGUCGCAGCUGACACUCCUGGGCUGGGACUCCAAGCGGGAAAACUGGAAGGCGAGCAUUUCGUCAGCUUUGGACCACUGGAGAGUGCAGUUGCCGCAGCGAAGCUGCUGCCACGCAGGCUCGUGUCUCUACCAUGCAGACAGCGGGCCGGCACUGUUGCCGCCUUCUUUCCAUGCACAUGAUACCAAGUGCAAAUUCCCCGAAUAUCACUCUGCCCAGCUGCAUCUCUGGAUCACCCAUUACGACUACAUAGUUUACGCGGGGGCGCCCAAACGGAUGAAUGUGCCGGUCUUGACAGAAGACUACGAUGUGGUUGUGCGCCGGAUUGCCAAGUGGGCGCAGUCGGAUGCGGGUGCAAUUUGCGCGGUCAACUCGUACAUUCUGCUCUUUGAAAUGAUGCUUUCGCCAGAAAAUAGCACCGAUCAGGUGAAUUAUGUCUAUGAGCCCGAUAAAGACCCAUUUAUUUACCGGCCAAAUGUGAUUGUGUCCGCGACAUUAACACUGUGGGCAUUUACGUUCUACAACUACGGUCCGGAGUCUAGGUUUAUGUCACCCGAAUCCGGGAUCGAGCUGGACGGGGACUAUGCCCCUGCGAUGGAGGACGCGUACGCUUAUUUGCGGCGAAUUCGCACGGAGCUUGUAAAGGAGACCGGCAUCCCUUUCAAAAAGCUCAAUCAGUUGGACCCGGACGAGUACAAAAAGGCCGUGGCCGAGUACGCUGCUGCUCUCUCCCGAGUCUCGCACAUAAACUACAUGGCAGGUCUGCUGCUCGCCCUCGCAACAGGCUACAAGAACGGCAAGUGGGAGAUUGGUCGUGAGUACGCAAAACUUCUCCACAACUGCGCCCAAAGAAGCAUGGGCAGCCCCGUGGUUUUCUGUAUGAAUAUGUACGAAGAUAACUAA